GGCGGCUUCUGGGAGCCAAGGCAACUGAGAUCUUCCCAGGCUGGCGAGAGCGCCCCCUUGUCCGGCGGCUUUGGGAAUCCAGCAGCAGCAAUGGCUCCGGUGUCUGGCUCGCGUACCCCUGAGGGGGAGGCCUCGGGCUCCGGGGGGAAGCGUCGCAGUCGGUCGAGGAGCCCCAAGCCCUCCAGAGCCGCCCGCUCCCCGCGGGGCCACCACUCUCGCUCACACUCUUGCUCUCGGUCCGGGGACCGGAAUGGCCUCAGCCAUCAGCUGGGGAGCCUCAGCCAAAGCUCCCGAAACCAGCCCUACCGCUCCCGCUCGCGGUCCCGCUCUCGCGAGCGGCCUUCUGGGCCCCGGGGCACCCCCUUCGCGUCUGCCUCCUCGUCCGCCUAUUACGGCGGCUACUCGCGCCCCUAUGGGGGCGACAAGCCGUGGCCCAGCCUCCUGGACAAGGAGAGGGAGGAGAGCCUGCGGCAGAACUCUGAUGAACAUACACCAGUAGAGGAUGAAGAGCCAAAGAAAAGCACUACUUCAGCUUCUACUUCAGAAGAAGAAAAAAAGAAAAAGAAGAAGUCUAGUCGUUCAAAAGAAAGGUUGAAGAAAAGGAGAAAGAAAAAAUCAUCCAAAAGAAAACACAAGAAGUAUUCUGACGACAGUGACAGUGACUCUGAUUCUGAGACAGACUCUAGUGAUGAAGAUACAAAAAGGAGGACAAAGAAAGCCAAGAAAAAGGAAAAGAAGAAGAAACACAGAUCGAAGAAAUACAAGAAAAAGAAGUCUAAGAAGAGUAGAAAAGAGAGCAGUGAUUCAAGUUCUAAAGAUUCCCAAGAAGAGUUUCUGGAGAAUCCCUGGAAGGAUCGAUCAAAACCGGAAGAGCCCUCAGAUUUAAUUGGACCAGAGGCUCCAAAAACACUUGCCUCUCAAGAUGAUAAACCUUUGAACUAUGGCCAUGCUCUGUUACCCGGUGAAGGUGCAGCUAUGGCUGAAUAUGUGAAAGCUGGAAAACGUAUCCCACGAAGAGGUGAAAUUGGCCUGACAAGUGAAGAAAUUGCAUCAUUUGAAUGCUCAGGUUACGUAAUGAGUGGUAGCAGGCAUCGCCGAAUGGAGGCUGUGCGACUGCGAAAAGAGAACCAGAUCUAUAGUGCUGAUGAGAAGCGAGCCCUUGCAUCCUUUAACCAAGAAGAGAGACGAAAAAGAGAGAACAAGAUUCUGGCCAGUUUUCGAGAGAUGGUAUACAGAAAGACCAAAGGGAAGGAUGACAAAUGAGGAUUUUCUGAUUGUUCAGCAGACAUUUUUAACAACAAAAAACAAAGUUUGGGUUCCACACAUACACAAAAAGGUUAUUCUGAAAGAGCUUUACAGUUAUACUGUGCCUUCUAUUUAAUUCUUUCAGUCCUUCAAUAAAAAGCUGCUUGUUGGUGUACCUUUAACAAGUUCUUUGGGUUAUUUUGCAUUGGCCAUAACUUUCUGAUUUGAAAAUCCAAAUUAUGGAUAAGAUCCUACUUUAUUGGGGGAGGUGCCAUGGAGAAAAAGUGUUGAUGAGAUGAGAAACUUAAAUCUCAUAUUAUGGGACAGUGCUAGUUUUAACUCUACAUGACUCCUGCCUUACCCCCCUCAACUGAACUUGUGAGAAAUUAUCAUUCCUCUGUUUUGAAUGUGUUAUAAAUGGACUUGAUAGAAACAUAUAGGAGACCACUUUUGUUAAUAAAAUGAAGGCUUUGCUGAAACAGGCAAAUCUGGAAUUUGAAAAUUGACUUGUAUAAUAGUCUUCCGUAAAAGUAAUGUAUUUUGCUUUUAGUCCCUACCUCCACCCCAAAACCAACAAACAAACCAAAAAGCAAACUAACCCACAGACUUGCUGAAUUGAAAAUGUGAACAUUAGUUUUAAAAAUUAUAAGUUACUUAAAAACAGUAUUUUUAAUAAGUUACUUAAAAACAGGUCUUUCAAAUAUAAAAUCUUGGGAAGUCUACAGUUGUGUCAAUAUAAGUACAUUAUUUCGAUCUAAGCUGUGCUUUGAUGAUAGGAUAAAAUUCUCAGAAGAAUGGAAGUCAACUAUGGUCAGGAGUUUGAUAGGUGAAAAUAUAAUUAAUCAGUAUUUUUACUUAAUUGUUUCAUAAGGUUGAAGCUAAAAUGAUAUUAAAACAUUUUUAAGUUUGUCCUUUAUGUAAUAAACAGAUUUUAUUUUAAAAAUUGUUAAACCAUUCAGCUUAUUUUUUAUAUCUGUCAUUCAGUUUAAUCUUUAAUGUUGUGUAGAAUCCCCUCACUUGAUCACUUUUGUAUGGCUACUAUUGACUUUUAAGUUUGGGAGAAAUAGAAAAUACAGAUUAUGAAACCACAGUCUUUCUCCUUUCCUAUUUUGUUCAAUUUUAGGUUAAAGAGUGGAGGGAGAGGAGGCAGUGGAAGUUUUGGCUGUUUUUGUUGAGGUUGUUUUGAGCUACGCUAUUAUUAUAAGCCUAGGAUAAAAUUUAAAUUACAUGGGUGAUGGGGAAGUUCUGACUAUGCUGUUAAAAUUCCCUCUCUUCUUACAAGAAUUUAAAGGUUUUUUUUCAGAGUUCUUAAUUAAGGCAGUCAUAUUUGUCAAAGUAUAGAUUAAAAUUUUUACUCUUUAGCAUAUGUUCCAGGAAAAUGUCUACGUUUAAUCCACAACUAAUGAACUAAACAACCAGUGAACAUGUAGCAACAUUUAUGACUUAUGAAUGUGAAGUAAUUUCUAUUAUCUAUACCUAAAAUUCAAGCCUCAAGUUGCAAUAUUGAAGGAUUCUAUGGGCAAAAUAUUGAAUAAUUCAGGAAGCAUCAAAAGAAGAUGGAAGGAACAUACAGAGUCACGGCACAAAAACAGUUGGUUGACGUUCAACCCUUUCAGGAGGUAGCAGAUGAUCAACAACUGAUGGUACCAAAGGAAGAAGUCCAAGCUGCACUGAAGGCAUUGGCGAAAAAUAAGGGUUCGGGAAU
Trichechus manatus latirostris (Florida manatee) is the source of this 2950-nucleotide messenger RNA. It is a transcript of the gene NKAP, whose product is annotated as NFKB activating protein. The record is from RefSeq and is a predicted model, not a curated record. Bases 91 to 1263 code for a protein of 390 amino acids. Gene Ontology annotation, biological process: negative regulation of DNA-templated transcription. NCBI's taxonomy places the organism in Eukaryota, Metazoa, Chordata, Mammalia, Sirenia, Trichechidae. Gene Ontology annotation, cellular component: nucleus. Gene Ontology annotation, molecular function: chromatin binding. The transcript is spliced from 8 exons.